UGAGAACCCUUCGCUUGACAGACAUCAAACUUGGUACACUGGUACAUCUUCAAGAGAAAAUUACCCCUAUUUAUUUUGAGGUCACAUGUUUAAAGGUCAAGGGUCAAACUGGACAUAGGAAUAUACUGUCCGUUCAAUAUCUUGAGAACCCUUUGCUUGACAGACAUCAAACGUGGUACACUGGUACGUCUUCAGGAGAAGACGACCCCUAUUGAUUUUCAGAUCACAUGGUCAAAGGUCAAGGGUCAAACUGGACAUUGGAAUAUACUGUCUGCUCCAUAUCUUGAGAACCCUUUGCUUGACAGACAUUAAACUUGGUACACUGGUACAUCUUCAGGAGAAGAUGACACCUAUUGAUUUUGAGGUCGCGUGGUCAAAGGUCAAGGGUUAAACUGUACAUAGGAAUAUACUGUCUGCUCAAUAUCUUGAGAACCCUUUGCUUGACAGACAUCAAACUUGGUACACUGGUACAUCUUCAGGAGAAGAUGACUACUAAUUAUUUUAAGGUCACAUGGUCAAAAGUCAAGGGACAAAUUGGACAUAGGAAUAUACUGUCCGUUCAAUAUCUUGAGAACCCUUUGCUUGACAGACAUCAAACUUGGUACACUGGUACAUCUUCAGGAGUUGAUGACCCCUAUUGAUUUUUAGGUCACAUGGUCAAUCCACUCUUGACAUAGGAAGAUAUUGUCUGCUCAAUAUUUUGAAUUGAUGAUAUUACUCUCAAUUAAAUGAUGUGUGUGUGUAUAACCCUUUUCAAUUUUGCACCAUGGGGGGCAUAUGUGUUUUACAAACAUCUCUUGUUAAAAAUGUAUCGAACCGAAGCUCGAAACAAUGAAUCGAACAUUGAAUGGAGCAUAUGUAAUGAACAAUAUCAAUAUUUCGGUGAAUCGUUUCAGCCCUAUACAUUAGGAUUGACACUAACAUUGAAUAUAUCAUGAAAUAAUUAUACUGAUGCCUCUAUAUAUAAUUUCUAUUUUUAAAACCAAUUAUGUAAUCGAUAUACAAGCAAUGGGAAAUCAGUUUAGUAGUAUUGAAAAGUUCUGAAGUAUGGCUGGUGUGGUAGAGUUAGAUACAUGACCUAAGUGACCGGUAGAGUAUCGUGCUGUACCGGUAUCACUGCUUUUUCAGCUUUUAAUCAAAUGCACUGUUACAAUGUGAAUGUCAUGAAAAUCCUGUUAGACAUAUGAACCGUAUUCGGCAUUUACAUUGUAUGUCAGACACAACCAGUUUUUAUACUGAAUGUAUUCCAAAUGAUUUUCAACAACUCUGCACUUGCCAAUGGGAACUCUUUAAAGAAACACUGUCAGGGCUCGAAAUUAACAUAUGCCUGUCAGUCUGUGACUGGCAGAGUGACUGAUAUUUGUUUUAGUCAGUCUGGUGGAACUGGUCAAUUUUCUAAAAGACAAUGGAGGAAUUGACAGCAAAACUUGCUGGGAGUUUUAACGUCACGCCAGAGCCAAAUAGCACAGCAGCCCAGCAUCCAAGAUAUGCCCAGUACAAGCAAAAAACCACCGUGGAUCAGGAGACAAGGCGCAAAAGAAUUCUUGAAGAACAGAAAAAACAGCGCUUCGACUUCCUGAAGCAUGUGCGGAACUUGACAGAAGAUGCCUGGGACAACACUGAUGCUGAAUCUGUCGCCUCCAACGACUCUAUGGAUGUGUCGUUUGAAGGUGACAAGGUCAAACUAAGGCGACCAGGAAAAUACUACAAAAAUCAGAUUAUGUAUUCUGAGUGGCUUGUUGAAAAACCAGCAGAUUUUGAAGAAGAAUGGGUGUCAGUGAUCUGCCCAUGGGGAAAGAGAAAUCUGGUGGUAGCAUGCAGGGGAAGAACUCAUGCUUAUGCUAAAAAUGGGAGUCGAGUGAAUUCAUUUUCAUCCCAUUUACCUGGUGGUAAUUACGGUCAAAAGGGGAGAACUAAAGCAGACAGUGUGAUUUUGGACUGCAUCUUCGAUGAGAAUGAAGGAAUUUUCUAUGUACUAGACAUCAUGUGUUGGCAGAAUCAUCCUGUUUAUGACUGUGAGACAGAAUUCCGAUUUUUUUGGUUGACAAGUAAAUUCCAGGAGGUUCCAGAAAUUAUGGAAAAAUCACCAAAUAAUCCGUACAAAUUCAUUCCUCUUCCUAACUUCCCAUGUACCAAAGAAUCCAUUUCAACUGCAGUCAACACAGCCACAUUUAAGGUGGAUGGAAUUUUAUUUUUCCAUAAGAGAACACACUACAAUUUUGGAUCCACUCCCCUUGUGGUUUGGUUAAAACCUUAUAUGCUCCUGGAGAUUUUAGGAAUUGAAGUCUCAGAAACACUGUUGGCAGAGCGACCAGACAACUAUUCAAAUUAUGCUGCACAUCUCGAGCAUGUGGCAGAAGAGAAGAAGAAACGAGAGGAAGAGAGACGCAAGAAAGGAAAAACUCCUCCCAAAGGCAGGGGUGGUGGAGGGGGCGACUGGAAGGAGAGAAAGAAAAAAGGUGAUAAAUCUCAAGGAUGGGUUGGAAAUGGUGCCCAGAAGAUGGACAUACCGCAGAGCACUCAGCCAGAGAGAGACCCGUACUCCAAGCGAUCAUAUGGACAAGAUUUCAGAAUGGAUCUGAUGUUUUCUGAGUGGUUGACUGAUAUCCCAGGGAAUUUUGAGACGGAGUGGUAUGCAAUUAUCUGUCCUACUGGAAAACGUCAACUUGUAAUGGCUUGCGAGGGAGAGACAAUAAGCCAGUCUAAGAAUGGAAUCUUGGUGAGGUGUUUCCGAUCCCUUCUUCCCGGAGGCUUUCCUUACGACACGGCACACAAAGAUUUGUGCAUAGUGGAUACGAUCUUCAAUAAACAAACAGAGACCUACUACAUCAUGGACUGCAUGGCCUGGAAUUCACAGUAUCUGACACAGUGCGAGGCUGAUUUUCGUAUGUACUGGUUGGAGGAACAACUUGCACAGAUUAGAAACAUAAGCAGAGUCUCGCGCAAUAAUCAGCAUCCUUUUCAUCUACUGAAGCGCAUUCCAUGCACAACACAAGCAUUAACAGAAGAGCUCGUGAAAGUGGAUUACGAUGUAGAUGGAAUUUUGUUCUACAAAAAGGCCUCGGCUUACACUUCUGGAGAAAAUGACGAUGUCUUAUGGACCAAGCCGUACAUGCUUCCAGAAAUCUUUCCUGACAUCAUUGUGCCAUCCCACCUAAUGAAGAGGAAACCCCCAGAAUUCAACUACCAAAAACACCUUGAGAAAAUUGCUAAUCAGAAGAAAAAGGAGGAGGGGCGGCCAAAGUCACAAAGGAAACAGAGAACAUUUAAUAUAGAAAAACUGGUGGACGAUAUCAGUCGCAUUUAUAUCUCUCAGCAGAAGAAGGCAGGGGUUGCACUAACACCAGAGGAAGUUCAGAUUUCGAAAUGUCUCAAUCAGGCAUCGCAGAUUCUCCCAGGUCGACCAGGAAAGGGCAGGGGUAGAAAUGUAGGAGAUUAUGUCGCUUUAAACCAAAGGAGGGGGAAAGGCCAUACUCAGAGCCUGGGAGAUUACAAUGCCCUAAAACAGAGAGAAAACAUCACAUAUUACGGGGACGAUUUCUCCUAUGACGUCUAUUGUAGUUCUAGUUACUAUGGUGAUUAUUGUUACUAUGGUGAUGAGGUUUACCAUGGUGAUGAGGUUUACCGUGGUGAUAAGGUUUACCAUGGUGAUGAGGUUUACCAUGGAGGUGAUAAUUAUAGGGGAAACAGUCAUUAUCCCCCGUCGUGUUCAGGGUGGGGAUUUGAGGAUCACAACAGACAGAGGAACUCCCCACCUAAAGGAAGAGGAAGGGGUUUAUUAGGAGUCAAACCUAUGAAUGCAUAUUCUCAAACUCUCAAAGCAUUCAAAAAGUGAACAAAUGAACACGUCUUCACAAACUGUUACAAGCAUUAUGUAUUUGAACAUUUUAUCCAUUUAGUUGUUGAAAAUACCAGUAUUGUUUAAAAUACUUUUACUUUCAACAAUUUUGUUUUGAAUUUUGAUGUACCUACAAAGGGAGACAACAAACCUACUUUUGUAAUUUCAUUAUUGUUUAAUUAAACUUUUUUAAUUUAA
Messenger RNA from Ostrea edulis (European flat oyster), 4036 nucleotides. RefSeq lists its product as uncharacterized. Gene Ontology annotation, molecular function: ATP binding; mRNA guanylyltransferase activity; nuclear import signal receptor activity. Gene Ontology annotation, biological process: snRNA import into nucleus; protein import into nucleus; 7-methylguanosine mRNA capping. Gene Ontology annotation, cellular component: nucleus; cytoplasm. The record is from RefSeq and is a predicted model, not a curated record. Lineage: Eukaryota; Metazoa; Mollusca; Bivalvia; Ostreida; Ostreidae. Bases 1406 to 3835 code for a protein of 809 amino acids. The transcript has 15 exons.